CGAUCACACUAUUUGACCAGAGUACCUUAAGUUAACGUGACAUGCGAUCUCUCUUAUUGAUAGCGCUCUUUGCGCUAUGCAGCACAGUUGCUGCCCAAGGCUGGAAUAUUUGCUACUUCAGUUCCUGGGCGGUCUACCGCCCCGGGCUCGGCGCCUUCGACGUCGAUGACAUCGAUGUUUCUCUGUGCACCCACGCAGUGUUCGGCUUUGCUGGCCUCAGCAACCAAACUUGGAAAAUCGAGGUUUUGGAUCCGUGGAAUGAGAACUGCCCUGAUGACGACCCCCCCGGCGACCACUGCGCUUACAAGCGAUUUGUUGCCCUCAAGCAACAAAAACCAGAACUGAAAGUGAUCCUGGCGGUGGGCGGCUGGAAUGAAGACUCCGAAGAUUACUCAGCCAUGGCUAGAGAUCCUGCCAAGCGAGCGACAUUCAUCGAGAGCAGCGUACAACUUCUGCAGAAAGAAGGAUUCGACGGUCUGGAUAUGGACUGGGAGUACCCAGCUCGCCGGGGCGGCAUGCCUGAAGAUAAGGCAAAUUUCAUCACUUUGUUGGAUGAAAUGAGAGCGGAAUUUGACAAACACGGCUACCUGCUGACGGCAGCCCUCGCAGCGGGCAAACCCACGGUCGAUGAGGCUUACGACGUGCAAGGCCUGGUGAGGAACCUAGACGUGUUCAGCAUCAUGACUUACGACUACCACGGCGCCUUCGAGAACUUCACCCACCACAACGCCCCGCUGUGCGCCUACCCCUCCGACGAGGGCGACUUUAUUUACUUUAACGUGGUUGCUUCUGUGAAGUACUGGUUGUCGCUGGGAAUUCCCCGCGAGAAGACGGUAAUGGGAGUCCCCCUGUACGGCCGCUGCUUUACGCUGGACAACAUUGAGGAUCACGGCAUGCUGGCCGACGCAUCCAGGCCCAGCAAACCUGGACCUUACACCAGCAUGCCUGGAUCUUUGGGCUAUAAUGAGCUUUGCCCGCGUUUAAAAAACACAGACGACUGCACCAUAGUUCACGACCCUCUGCUCAACGAGCCUUACUUCUACUGCCUGAGUGACAGUAUUUGGUGCGGCUAUGACGACGUUGACUCCAUCUACCUUAAGGCACGGUUCGCUAAGAACCAGAACCUGGCCGGUACUGUGGUGUGGACCAUCGACACCGACGACUUCCUGCCGACCUGCGGCAGUGACAAGAACCCCCUCAUCCGCUCCGCCCUGAGAGCAUUUGCCGAACCCGCGGAUCCGACCGCCCCAGACUGUCCAAACGCUCCCAUCACCACUACGACCACCUCUACCACGACCACACCUACGACGACCACUACACCUACCACAACCACUACACCUACCACGACCACUACACCUACAACGACCACUACGCCUACCACGACCACUACGCCUACCACGACCACAACUCCGACAACUACCACACCUACGACCACAACAACUCCAACAACCACCACCACAUCUUCUACCACAACGACGCCAACUACCACAACAACACCAACAACCACGUCCACGACCACCACUCCAACGACCACUACCACUUCGCCAACUACCACCACAAGUAAGACUACCACCAGUGGACCAACGUGGCCGAAACCUCCCGACUGCGACGCUGACCCUGGUCGUGAGUUCUACCCACAUGACGACUGCAACAAGUAUUGGUGGUGCAUCAACGGCGAGGCGCAGCUGAUGCUGUGCAGCCCCGGGACAUACUUCAACCCCCAGACGUCCCGCUGUGACUACCCCGAGAACGUCGACACCAGCAACUGCCGCGUGUGGACGUGCGAGGCGGACGGCGUAACUUACGCUGGCGUGGAUUGCAACGAGUACUACGAAUGUGAGCACGGAGAGCCGGAAAGGAAAUUUUGUGCGGACGGGCUCUAUUACAACGCAGACACCGGCUUUUGCGACUUCCCAGCCAAUGUCGACACGAGCACAUGCAACGUCUCCGCCUUCUGGGACGAAGAAGACGAUUGAAAAAUCCUGCAAAUUAGAAGAAUACCAGUAAAACAGAAAAAAACAUGGGAAAUGGACAAGAAAAAUAAAAAGAAGAAAAUGAUUCAAUGGCCUUAUGGUUAAACGUAUUCAUGACAGUUGUUAUGUGGAUUAUAUUGGUCAUACGGAUGGCCCUAUUUAAAAUAUUCGUCAUACGGAUAACCAUAUAGAUAGAAUAAGUCAAACGGAUGGUUAUCGAGGAUGGUUAUUGAUCAUAUGGAUAGUCAUAUGGGCAAUUGUGGUCGUAUGGGUAAUCACCGAAAGCACGAGGAACGCAUUCAAAUAUUCAAAUAUUACUCACAUUUAUUCAA
Hyalella azteca is the source of this 2305-nucleotide messenger RNA. RefSeq names its product acidic mammalian chitinase. Bases 42 to 1976 code for a protein of 644 amino acids. Gene Ontology annotation, biological process: carbohydrate metabolic process; chitin catabolic process. NCBI's taxonomy places the organism in Eukaryota, Metazoa, Arthropoda, Malacostraca, Amphipoda, Hyalellidae. The transcript is spliced from 11 exons. The record is from RefSeq and is a predicted model, not a curated record. Gene Ontology annotation, molecular function: chitin binding; chitinase activity. Gene Ontology annotation, cellular component: extracellular region.